UCUAAUACCUGAGCUUACCUUAUCUACUAACCUAACCUCUUCCCCCCACCUCGACAUGGCGCUCGACACUAUCGCUACGGAGCUGGUAUUCAUGGUCACCGAUCAUCUUGAGAUCGAAUCCUUCGCAUCUCUCCUCUUCGCAAACCGUACGCUCUACCAUUGCCUCACCCAGAAGUUCCACCGCCGCGCGAUCUCAGACGACGGCGGUGUCUCGGCGCUUCUCCAUGCGGCAUCCACCAGCAACCUCACCCUCGCAACCACGCUCCUCUCCGCCGGUGCGAUUCCCAAUCUCUUUGUGUCCGCACCAUGUGAUAUCCGCGCAAUAACCCCGCUGCACAUCGCCGCACUCGCCGGAAACCUCCCACUAUGCCGGCUCCUCGUGCAGUACGGCGCAGAUCCGCACGUGGCCUUCCACCUAACCAGCCCACUCCGCCGGCACUUGGGCGGGAAGCUCGACGCAACCCGCGAAUACAUGGAAAAUCUGACGCCGCUCGGCUGUGCCGUGUGCCACGAGCACGCCGCGCUCACCGUCUUCCUGCUGGACGCCAUGGACGCGCAGGAUGCCGGCAACUGGUUCUCGCACGCCUCGGGAUUGUUCGAGUUCGCCAUGGAACAGGGCUACAUCUCGAUCCUCUCCGUGUUCAUCUCGCGCGAGGACGUCGACGCCGACGCGUUGACGUGGUUCCUAAGGCCCACAGUCGCGGCUGGGAACCCCCACAUCGUCGAGAUGAUGCUGCGAGCGGGCGCCGACGUCGAGGGCCGCCCAAACAACUGGCGCCCGCUGCAUGUCGCCGCGCAUCGCGGGCACGUCGGCGUCAUCCGUGUGCUCCUGCGACACGAGGCAGAGGUCGACUCGCUCUCCCAUGCGAAGCGGGAUCAGCCAAAGACUGCGCUCGUCGUCGCGGCGAGGACAGCGGUCAUGGGGCUCUCGAGGAGCGGUCUCGCGAAGAUUCCGGACGAGGAGCGCGAGGCGGAAGUGGUAAGGAUGCAGCAAGGGGCCAGGGAGGCCGCUAUAUUACUUGUCGACAAUGGAGCCGACGUCGACUUCGCUAUUCACCUCGUCUAUGGCCUCAUUGCUACUCAGAGUGAGAAAACGGACGUCACCAGGUUUCUCGAGGAUAUCAGGACUCAGGAGACUCACCAUGUCACGUAGAUGAUUGAUGCACGCGCUCACCAUUGCCCAGGUUUAGCAUCACCCUCUGGAUUUGCUGACCAGUGUCCACAGACGAGCUGAACGACAGAAAUGUAAUGCAUAUUUGGGACGCUUGCUUACCACGACCAUAUCUUGGGGACGGCAGUGGCGGCGAUAUCUGAAGUUAUAUUUCCGAUUUCUAUCACAUGAAGUUCUGGAAGAUUUUGAAACCGUGUACUUAUAUCACCACUUAUGCCCGUAUUUACCUACCUACCUAAAUUACUUACUAUCGACUUCUUUUUCUGCUUUGCCAUCACAUCUUAGCUUAAUAAACGUGCACCAUCUUCCC
This is a messenger RNA of Tricharina praecox, 1481 nucleotides long. Its product is annotated as ankyrin repeat-containing domain protein. Lineage: Eukaryota; Fungi; Ascomycota; Pezizomycetes; Pezizales; Pyronemataceae. The coding region runs from base 56 to 1153 and encodes 365 amino acids. The transcript has a single exon. Gene Ontology annotation, molecular function: protein binding. The record is from RefSeq and is a predicted model, not a curated record.